Linum trigynum is the source of this 5809-nucleotide messenger RNA. NCBI's taxonomy places the organism in Eukaryota, Viridiplantae, Streptophyta, Magnoliopsida, Malpighiales, Linaceae. The record is from the annotation of a GenBank genome assembly.
UUACAUUCGUUUUAUAUGAGUGAGUAAUGACUAUUUAUUAGCCAAACCUUUUUCGGAUUCUUUUUUAUUAGUCAGACUUAUCGAAAUACUCAAAAAUUAGCCAAAUGUUUUGUAAUGCAUCAAAAUAUUAGCAUUUUUUACGUUAUCGUUAAUAAUUUUGUAACUAUUUUCUUACUCCAUAUCAGUAUUAUGUUUGCAAGUCAAUAUUACUAACAAAAUUACUAAUCACAAAUUAACAUUUAGCUAAUUAUUAGUAAUUAAAUAAAUUGGCUAAUAAAAAAAAAUCUUUGAAAAAAAGUUUGACUAUUAAAUAGUCGGUAAUAUGAUUCAAUCCAAAUAUACUUUUGGUCGGAUAUAAUCAGAUACAGUCAUACAGACGAAACUCUAAAGUGUUGCAGAACCUAGCAGUUAGUACUUAGUACUGGUGUACUAUUGAGUUAUUGACUGGGCACCUUUUAUUGGAUCCGCAACUUCACUAUUUUUCGUCACUCUAUCAUUUCUGCAGCUCAAUUCUCCGAUUUCCUCAUCGGCGAGUCCACCUCCGGCAACGCUACAGAUCGGGAGCCGACUGGCAAGGUACUCCUCUUCCUCUCCCCUCUAAUUCCCUAACAUCUGUCUUGGGUGUGAUCUUUGAUUUUCAGGUUUAGAAAGAAACCGUCCAAAUUUCUUCCUCUCUUUCCAGUCAGGAAAUCUCGAAUUAGUCUCCCUCUUCUUGUUAGAUUUACGGGUUUUGAAUUCAUUUGUGCUGCGCUGAUAAAAUGAUUUGGGUGUGUGAUAUCUCGAUUUGAUCUGUGUGAUUUGGGGCUUGACUCCGUCAUUUGAUUAGCGAUCGUGUAGAUCUGUUGAGAGUUGAGUUAGUUGCGUAAAUGGUAAAAUUUUGGAAAUGCCAAAUGGCUCGCAACCACUACUUGGUUCUGUAUUCACUUUGUUUGAUAUAUCGUCUGUCCUCGGUUCUUUUCCUCUAGCUGAAUUCGGUUAUGAUGUUGCCUGAGAUGCCUUGUUUGUUGGUUUUUCUUUUUGUUGGAUGUCUGCGUUAUUGCUAUCCUACCAUUGCAAUCAUAGCUUCAGAAUUCAUGAUUUGCCUGGUGCACCUUGAAGUAAAAGGGUUUUAUUGUGAAAUUACCAGAUAUUGAAAGUGGGGUGAUGGAGAAAUCAUGUUCUUUGCUGGUCCACUUCGACAAAGGAACACCAGCGAUUGCAAACGAGAUCAAGGAAGCUCUAGAAGGGAAUGACGUUCUAGCCAAGAUUGAUGCUAUGAAGAAGGCAGUCAGUCUUCUGUUGAAUGGCGAAACCCUUCCUCAGCUUUUCAUCACAAUUAUUAGGUAUGUUUUGCCUUCUGAGGAUCACACCAUACAGAGGCUAUUGCUGCUCUACUUGGAAAUCAUUGACAAGAAAGAUGCUUCUGGAAAGCUUCUACCUGAGAUGAUAUUGAUAUGCCAAAACUUGAGAAACAAUCUUCAACACCCAAACGAGUACAUUCGUGGGGUGACUUUGAGGUUUCUUUGCCGGCUUCAUGAGACCGAAAUAAUAGAGCCGUUGAUUCCCUCGGUGCUGCAAAAUCUGGAGCAUCGACAUCCCUUUAUCAGGAGGAAUGCCAUCUUUGCAGUUAUGUCAAUAUAUAAGCUUCCCCAGGGUGACCAGCUUCUGGUUGAUGCUCCUGAAAUGAUUGAAAAGGCCCUUUCCACUGAGCAUGAUCAAUCAGCAAAGAGGAAUGCAUUUCUGAUGCUUUUCACUUGUGCGCAAGAGCGAGCUAUUAAUUACCUUUUCAGCCAUGUGGAUAAGAUCCCGGAAUGGGGGGAGCAGCUUCAAAUGGUUGUUUUGGAGUUGAUUCAUAAAGUGUGUAGAACAGAUAAGGGAGAGAAAAAGGGGAAAUACAUAACAAUCAUCAUAUCUUUGUUGAAUGCCACUUCUAGUGCUGUGGUUUAUGAGUGUGCUGGGACACUUGUUUCUUUGUCAUCUGCACCUACUGCUAUUAAAGCUGCUGCUAACACUUAUGGACAACUUCUCCUGUCUCAGAGUGAUAACAAUGUCAAGCUCAUUGUGCUUGAUCGACUGCAGGAGCUUAAGUCUUCUCACAGGGAAAUCAUGGUUGAUAUGGUUAUGGAUGUGCUUAGGGCACUCUCGAGCCCCAAUCUUGAUAUACGCCGGAAGACCCUUGAUAUUAUCCUUGACCUGAUCACUGCACGCAAUGUGAAUGAAAUUGUGCAGAUGUUGAAGAAGGAAGUUGUCAAGACUCAGAGCGGAGAGCUUGAGAAGAAUGGUGAGUAUAGGCAGAUGCUUAUUCAAGCCAUCCAUUCUUGUGCUAUUAAGUUCCCGGAGGUUGCAAGCACGGUGGUUCAUUUGUUGAUGGAUUUCCUUGGAGAUAGCAACAUUGCUUCAGCUAUUGACGUGGUCAUUUUUGUUCGAGAAAUAAUUGAAACCAAUCCGAAACUCAGAGUUUCAAUAGUAACAAGGUUGUUGGAUACUUUUUACCAGAUCCGAGCUGCCAGGGUAUGCGCCGGUGCUCUUUGGAUCGUUGGAGAGUACUGCCUUUCCCUCUCUGAAGUUGAGAGUGGCAUAGCAACAAUCAAGCAGUGUCUUGGGGAACUGCCCUUUUUCUCUAUAACAGAAGAAGGUGAAGUUACUGAUACUUCCAAAAGGCCUCCACAACAAGCAAGUUCAAUCACUGUUUCUUCAAGAAGACCUGCUGUCCUUUCUGAUGGGACAUAUGCGACACAAAAUGCUGCUUCUGAAACUGCCUUUGCCGCUCCUACUAUGGUUCAGGGGUCAUUAUCUUCUGGAAACUUGAGAUCCCUUCUUCUCACCGGUGAUUUUUUCCUUGCCGCAGUUGUAGCCUGCACUUUGACCAAACUUGUACUGAGAUUGGAGGAGGUACAGUCUUCUAAGGUAGAGGUGAACAAAGCUGCCACUCAGGCUUUGUUGAUAAUGGUCUCCAUGCUGCAAUUGGGGCAUUCUUCUGUUCUGCCUCAUCCAAUUGACAGUGAUUCUUAUGAUAGGAUUCUUCUGUGUAUAAGAUUGCUAUCCAAUACUGGUGAUGACAUUCGGAAGAUAUGGUUGCAGUCAUGCCGUCAAAGUUUUGUGAAAAUGCUCUCAGAAAAGCAAUUGAGAGAGACCGAGGAAUUGAAGGCAAAGGCUCAAGUUUCUCACGCACAACCAGAUGAUCUUAUUGACUUUUAUCACUUGAAGAGCAGGAAGGGUAUGAGUCAGCUCGAGUUAGAAGACGAAGUUCAGGAUGAUUUAAAACGUGCAACAGGAGAGUUUAUCAAUGAUGGCAAUGAUACAAAUAAGCUUAACCGAAUUCUUCAGCUCACUGGAUUUAGUGACCCUGUAUAUGCUGAAGCAUAUGUCACGGUUCAUCACUAUGAUAUUGUACUUGAUGUCACUGUUAUCAAUAGGACAAAGGAAACUCUCCAAAACUUAUGCCUGGAGUUGGCUACAAUGGGGGAUCUCAAACUAGUCGAACGACCCCAGAAUUAUGCUUUGGCUCCCGAAUCAAGCAAACAGAUAAAGGCUAACAUCAAGGUCUCCUCAACUGAGACGGGGGUUAUUUUUGGGAACAUAGUAUAUGAGACAUCAAAUGUGUUUGAACGGACCGUUGUUGUCCUUAACGAUAUCCACAUUGAUAUCAUGGACUAUAUUUCUCCUGCAUUUUGCUCAGAUGCUGCAUUUAGAACCAUGUGGGCAGAGUUUGAAUGGGAAAAUAAGGUUGCUGUUAACACAACGAUUCAGGAUGAGAAGGAAUUCCUGGACCACAUCAUGAAGUCAACGAACAUGAAGUGCCUCACUGCGCCGUCUGCACUGGAUGGAGAGUGUGGAUUCCUAGCUGCCAACCUGUAUGCGAAGAGCGUGUUUGGUGAGGAUGCUUUGGUGAAUAUAAGUCUGGAGAAGCAGGGAGAUGGGAAGCUCAGUGGGUACAUUAGGAUAAGGAGCAAGACCCAGGGAAUUGCGCUGAGCUUGGGCGAUAAAAUCACCCUUAAGCAGAAGGGUGGAGGUAGUUGAUGUGGGAAUGAUCCAGGUUAGAAACACACAGGUAACCCAUAUUUCCCCCAUAAUCUCAAGCAUGUGUUUAAGGGUGGCUAACUUGUUAACAGUUUAAUUGAAGAUGCAUUACAUGGUUUCAGGCAUACUUAAUCAGUUUUCAAUUUUAAGUUAAGGGUUUUUGUUUUGAAAACUGGAAACAUAAUUGAGAAACUUGAUAUUUAGGAGGGAUAAUUCAAUUCGAUUUCGAUUCCAUGAAUGCUCUUCAAAUAAAGUGAAAAAGAAAAAUAAAUGACCGAAUUGAAAUUUAGAUCGGGCCAAAUUGGAGCAAAUGAGUUUUUGGUCGCUUUGGUCUCCCUUCUCUACUUUUGUCCUGUCCAUUCUCGGUUUGGUCCGAUUCUGGAUCUAACCCGGUCAUGCCCACCCCUACCCUUGAUAUAUAAAAACAAAAGAUUAUUUGUGUAAAGGGUUAAUACUUUAAUUUGGCUCGAACUAUAGAAAAACUUUUUACAUUGGCCCGUGGUAUCGGAAAUUGCUAUCUUGGCCUAAACUAUGUAGCAUACUUUCUUAUUUGGUUCGGAGGCGGGUUUGACCGUUAAAUUGGAUGGUCAACCGAGUUGACCGUUAGUCAAGUUCCACCUCACUUGCCACGUCAGCUAUCAGGGAAUAAAAAUUUAAUUUUUUUAUUUUUUUAUUUUGAAUUUUGUUUAUUUUCUAACAAUAAAAAUAAUAAACGAAAAAAAUUAAUUAAAAGAGCUCUCCAAAUUAUUUUUAAUUAAUUUUAGAAAUUCAAUAAAAUUAAUUUUUUUAUUUUCUGAUAGCUGACGUGGCAAGUGAGGUGGACUUGGGCUAACGGUAAACUCGGUUGACCGUCUAAUUUGACAGUCAAACCCACCUCCAGGCCAAAUAAGAAAGUAUUCUACAUAGUUUAGGCCAAAAUAGCAAUUUCCGAUACCACGGGUCAAAGUAGAAAGUUUGUCUAUAGUUCGGGCCAAACUAAAGUAUUAACCCUUGUGCAAAAUAAUUGAAAUAUGAGGGAAUAAGUUUCAACAAAACCCACCAAAUGGGGAACAGGAUGUACCAAUCCAGUGAACUUUAUGAAUACCGGUUCUGAUCCUAGUUGUGAACAGUUAUGAGUUUCAAUUAUAAACUUAUCAUGCUUUUAGUUGGGCGAAUCAGACUGAACCAGUUAACCGCCUCCUAUUUGUCCAGUAGGCAGUAUCCAUUGAUCGGUUUGUGUUAUCGUUUUCAGGUGCUACCUGCAAAUUUUCAAAGCUGGAAGAUGCCUCUCAGCAGCCAAAUUUUUUUGCACAUCUGUAUCUAUCUACACUACCUAGGAGGGUUGAAGGAAGUGACUGAUGGGCGUAUUAUACAGUUAUUUCUUGUUAAAAUUUGCAUUGGUUGAGUAAGAUCACGACCCAAAUAGAUGGUCUCGAGUUUCAACCCCCCAUGGAUAUAGCAAGCAAUUUUGAUUCUCUAAUCACUUUCCACCCGAGCAGUUUAUCCUUUGUCGCCAACCUUCCAUUAAUGACCAGCAAAACCAACAAGCUGUGUUUUGGAUAAAAAGGCCUCCUCCAAAGGAUGUGUGGCCAGGAUACUGCUACUCCAGACCUUCUAAUUACGGGUGUACCUCUCUUGGUUGGGUCGGUUUUCAUCGUUUUAACCACAUAACCAGUAAGUCUCGGAUUGAAUGAUGGUGAACCCAAACAUAUCCAUAAAUUUCAAUACCCUAUGAUUUUUCUUGAGUUACAGUUCGAUCGGGUUGGAUGAAAGUUCGAUCGGGUUGGAUGAAAAUUCAAUCCAUUAGCGAGAAUAAAAUGUUCAUGUUAAU